Baudoinia panamericana UAMH 10762 is the source of this 2403-nucleotide messenger RNA. RefSeq lists its product as uncharacterized. The coding region runs from base 1 to 2403 and encodes 800 amino acids. Gene Ontology annotation, cellular component: cytoplasm. Gene Ontology annotation, molecular function: protein binding. The transcript is spliced from 3 exons. The record is from RefSeq and is a predicted model, not a curated record. Lineage: Eukaryota; Fungi; Ascomycota; Dothideomycetes; Mycosphaerellales; Teratosphaeriaceae.
AUGGACGCAUUCAUCCAUCCUACUAGGCGGUCGACAAUCAGCACCUACAGCAAGAUGUUCCCAACCCUUCCGUGCAACAGCCAGCCCGGCGCGAAGACAACUCAGUCAAGGCAGAUCACUCUCUCGCCCGUCGGUGCAAAAGGUUUAGCUCGUCACAUCACCAUCUAUGCCGGCCUACACCAAACAAUUGGUCGUGCCUCCCGCUCGGAUUCCAAGUACUCCGGCCCAUCAGCGAACAACACCCUCUUUGAGUGCCCCGUCGUCUCCCGUCAGCAUGCUGAAUUGCGCUACAACCCGUUCAGGCCGGUAGACCAGCAAGUGACGAUCAUCGACAAGGAUAGCAUGCAUGGCACGUAUGUCAACGAUGAGCGCCUCGAUGCACAUUCACCUUGCCCGCUUCGCUCGGGUGACUUGAUCCGCUUCGGUGAUAAGGUGGUCCGUGCUCAUGACAUCCACGAAGGCGUCGUUGUGCGUUUCGAAAUAUCCGACAACUCGGCAUUUGCGUCGACCAGCCAAUCCGCAAGUCAAGUCAAGAGCAAAGGCCGAGGCUAUACUGUUCCAUCUGAUGAUGGUAGUGAUGUCUCGUCCGAUGACGAUCUGUCUAUUGAGGACUACAUGAGGAUUCGUCCGCUCACUCCGCCCAUUAAGAGCCAGUCACACAAUAAGCCUGGCUCGCAAAACGAGCCCAUCGACCUGGAGGCCCCUGGCGCGCCAACAGCUGUCAUCGAGCUCGAUGACGACGAUGAUCACGAAGCUAGAACGGGUGCUGUCGAUCCUCUCACUACUGCGGCGAGGCAACCGAACCAUUCGGCGGACGUCAUUUGGCCAUCUGCGAGCCAGUCCACCACCAAGGCCGGAGCUGAGAAUGUGGCGUCCCAGCUCAAGAUCGUCAAGGACACCUACGCGGAUGACGACGAUCACGCUGAGAGUGUUUGCAAGCACAAUACCGGGCUUCGCCAGAUCCUCAACCAUCAAUCUCCAGCCACAGCUGACGGCGGGGAUGAUCAUGACGACGCUCCGAUACUGAAGAAGGGAGAAGGCACUGCGGAUGAUGGCGAUGCGAACAGCAUCGUGUUGUUCGAUCAUGGUCUGACAGCAGACGGAGAACUCUCACCAAGUGAGGCAUCGGAUGACUCCCACGAUAUUUCUGAGGACGAGGACGAGGAAGACGAUGACCGCCCCGAAGCGCGGCCAUCUCACCGCAGACCGUCGACUGAGCUCGGCUCACCUGCACCGUCAGUGUUUGAAGAUUCCGCUGCAGUCGACGCCUAUCAUGGCUUCGGCUCGCCUUUCGCAAGUAAGCAGGUCCAGCGCGUAGCAGAGGAAGUAAUCGUGCCAAGAAUUAAGGUAGACGACAUCGACAGCGAGCACUGGGCUUCCAAGCCGCAAUCAGGGUCGCACAAGCCGGCCACGAAAGCGCAGACUUGGUCGCUGCCCCAUUUUAGCGGUCCACUACCCUUCAGCACUGCGCCGUCUCAGCCACGCUACGACCCUGUGCGCGCCUCACUCUAUACGACCAGUCCACCGCCACAAAUGCAUCAACCACGUGCGCCAGCGAGUGCAAGCACCGAGCUGCCGAGGAACAGUCGCUGGGACGUACCGGCGCAAACAGUCACUAAUUACUCUGACCCACACUACUCGCCCUUGGGUUGUGUUCCACUGCCGAGCGACGUCAACCAACCUCUGCAGACCUUCGGUUACGGUCAGCCUCCCCAGUAUUCCUACAGUUCUGACGUGAGCCGGCCACCGUACGUAAACAAGGCUUACCUCACGGAAGGACUGCAAGACAGUUGGAAUCGUUCCGAGUUGGCUCCGCUUCAGAGCUCGCCCUCCGCCAAUUGCAUCCCCACUUUCUCCGCCAGAAACCCCAUGGCACACGCUGAUGCACUCUCAAGCUCGCCGGCAGCACAUGCAUCCAUCCGAAUGCACUCUUCGAACGCUACGGAGGCACCGGUCAAUGAGAUCUCCGGCGAUCUAGAUGCUGAAGAUCGGCCAACUCUCUCGCAGGGCAGCAGUCUUCUUGUCAAGCUGGCUACGCUGAAGACGACUGCGGGCACUAAGCGCAAGGCUGCCGAGAUAUCUGGUAACGGCAUCGAGAACGUUACCGAAUCGCAGUGGGAAGACUUGUACCAGACUUUCACCAGGGGCUAUACAGCGGCCCAAGCAUUCGCAUCGAAGCAAGAUCCCAUCGACAUAGCUCGAGCGACAGUCGCUAGCAGGCAGGAGGAGCGCGCGGCUCUGAGAAGUGCAAUAAUGACCUGGCCUGUAAGGAGGCGCAAACUCCUGAACGGUGUCGCCAAGGUUGUCGGAGGAGUUGUCGGUGGCGCUGCGGUGGGCAGUGCGGCUACGGUGGCUUUCUUGACCAGUCCGUAUGCGCAGCAGUUGAUUGAGUGGUUAGGUUGA